This is a messenger RNA of Anopheles coustani, 2059 nucleotides long. It is a transcript of the gene Grip75, whose product is annotated as gamma-tubulin complex component 4 homolog. Bases 1 to 2052 code for a protein of 683 amino acids. Gene Ontology annotation, cellular component: centrosome; equatorial microtubule organizing center; spindle pole. Gene Ontology annotation, molecular function: microtubule minus-end binding; gamma-tubulin binding. The transcript has 4 exons. The record is from RefSeq and is a predicted model, not a curated record. Gene Ontology annotation, biological process: spindle assembly; microtubule nucleation; cytoplasmic microtubule organization. NCBI's taxonomy places the organism in Eukaryota, Metazoa, Arthropoda, Insecta, Diptera, Culicidae.
AUGAUUCACGAUAUUCUGUUCACUUUAUUCUCCUCCAAUGCCGAGCUGCCGAUCGAAAAUUUUACGAUCCCCGAAGUGGCAUCCACCUUCUUGCACCCGGGUGAAAUACACAUCCUCGAAGAGCUACUACGCAUUGCCAACCAGUAUAAGGAGAUCAAAAAAUUCAUACAGCAGUAUGGGACACUGACGGCUGGGCUGCUGAAACCGAAGCAACAGAAACCCACGGAGGAACCGCUUCCGCAGGGUCUCUAUCUGCAGGCGUUCGUCGAUGGGCUGGAGCUGGUGGUAAAACCGUACCGAGAUCUGGCGGUCGAGCUGGAGGCCAAGUAUCUCAAGCGGCCGAAUCUUUCGCUCAUGUUCAUCUUUCACCAAGUAAGCCAGUAUCGAUCGUUGUUUGGGUUUCUUCUGCAACUCGUUAGCGGCGUGGUGACGCAAAGGAUUCACGGGUGCGCCUUGCUGCCCUACCUGCAGCAACACUGUCUGCACGGGAACGAUGCAAACUAUCAGGCGGUCAAAACAAUUCAAAAGUCGGUGUACGUCAUCUUCCUGAAGCAACUGUACGGUUGGCUAAUGCACGGCAAGUUUGUCGACCACUACGGCGAGUUCUUCAUUCAGCAGGUGGAAAGCAACCCGAAGGGAUCGAUCAGCACCGGUGGCCUACAGCAGCGCACGCAAACAUCCGUCAACACGUUCUCGGACAGUGCGAGCAUCAACUCGGAACUGUGGCGGUACGAAAUCCGUCGUGAGAUGCUACCCUACUACUUUCCAGCCAGCUGGGCCGAGAAGGUCCUGUUCGUGGGCCAAACGGUGCUGAUGUGUCACUUCGACCCGCGGCAGCAUACGAUCGAUCGGGGGGCGCGGCGAGCCCCGAUCGCCGGCCGUAGGACGGGCGGAUUGUCGGCGGCCGCGAAGGACAAUCUUUGGGGCGAACAGGAGCAGGAACUGUUCCGCAAGUUUCACCAGCUGCAAAACGAAGAGAAUCUCAACGUGACCAAGUUCGAGCAUCUGGUUGACGAAAUCAAGGAGCAAGUGACGAUGCAUAUGUCGGUCAUCGUGGUGGAGGAGGCCGACCUGGUACGCCAGCUGCGCUUGAUGAAGGAUUUCUUUCUGCUCGGCCGGGGUGAACUGUUCUCCGAGUUUCUCGUACAAACGCAAUCGCUCAAGCUGCUCAUCGGGAAGGAGAUCAACGAUGGAACCGCCCGUGAUCUUAACCGUGCCCUUCAGCUGGCCGCCAACAGUAUCAACGUCGGGGAAGACAUCGAACAGUUUUCAUUCGAGCUGCCCGGGAACGACGAAGUGGAGGAAAGCAUUUGCUACGACACCAAGAGCGCCAUCGGGAACAUAAUGCUCAAGUAUAAGGUCAAGUGGCCGUUGCACCUACUUUUUUCACCCAAGAUUCUCGACCGGUACAACGAAAUGUUCCGGUUUCUGUUGCGCAUCAAAAAGAUCCAGCACGAUCUGCUGCAGAUCUGGUCGUAUCAGCGUGAAAAGCGCAUCAAACACAACUCGGACGUGGUGCAGCUGCGCAACAAGUUGAUGUUUCUGAUCAACAACCUACAGUACUACCUGCAGGUGGACGUGCUGGAGAGCCAGUUCGCCAUUCUCCUGGGGGUAAUAAGCCACACCACCACCAGGCCGGCCGACUUCGAACGGAUUCAACGAGCGCACACGAUAUUCCAGGUGAAUGUGCUCAGCUUAUGCUUCCUGCUGGCCAGUUCAAGCGCUAGCGAACCAUCUUCCUCACUCGGCACAACGACCACCAUGGCCGGUGUGAUACAGGUGCAGGAAAAUCCGGUGCUCACAAUUCUCGAUAGUAUCCUUUCGAUCGUCGAUCGGUUCUGUUCGUUCUGCAUGCUCUGCAAGGAUCCGAUGACAAAGAUGGAACGCCAGGAGUUUGUAACCUACGAGCAAGGGUUCAUGAACCACGUCGAUUCUCUGUUGAAGCUUCUCAUCGGUCUCAAGGCGGGCCCUAGUAGUGCGCCCUUAUCUCAGUUAUUACUUCGCCUGGAUUUCAACCAUUGGUUCAGUUCCAACACACAAACAACUGCUUAGUUGGAGU